Molecule: messenger RNA, 3060 nt
Organism: Penicillium riverlandense
Lineage: Eukaryota; Fungi; Ascomycota; Eurotiomycetes; Eurotiales; Aspergillaceae
Product: mismatch repair ATPase MSH1
Exons: 2
Coding region: 1-3060 (1019 amino acids)
Biological process (GO): mismatch repair
Cellular component (GO): nucleus
Molecular function (GO): ATP-dependent DNA damage sensor activity; ATP binding; mismatched DNA binding
Source: RefSeq, a predicted model, not a curated record
AUGCGCCUCGGUCGGCCCGUGGGUCUGGCUCUUGCUGGCAAUGGUAUCGUCCGGUCGUAUCGCUGCCCAGCGCAUCGGACGGUCUGCCGCCAUGCUUUGCACACUUGCUCGCCCUCGCGCCCUCGCGUCGCGGCCGCACCACUACCAAUCGCGCCCCGAAGGAGCGCCAAAACCCAGACGACCAUGACAGUGAAAGACCUUCCUCAGGGUGCUCUGAAAUUGGAGGCAUACAGCGAUGAGGUGGAGGACGAUUCUCCUCGAUACCCGACCGUCGUUCGACAACACCGCAACAACAUGCAAAGGUUCAGGAACUGUGUUAUCCUCACAAGAGUCGGGGGCUUUUACGAGCUAUAUUUCGAACAAGCUGAGGAACUUGCGCCGUUGCUCAACAUCAAACUUGCGGUUAAGAAGACCAACGCUGGACCGGUUCCUAUGGCCGGCUUCCCCCAUUUCCAACUGGAUCGCUUUCUUAAGUCCCUUGUCCAAGACCUCAACAAGUACGUGGCGAUCAGUGAGGAAUUUGCCAAUGAGGUAGAGGAUAAAGCACGAUCAGGUGGCCUGCUCUUCGACCGGAAGGUGGUCAGAAUCAUCACGCCCGGGACAUUGAUUGACGAGAAAUUCAUGGAUCCUUCCGAAAACAACUUUCUGCUGGCCAUAUACUUGGAUGUACCAUCUCUGGACGCACGCUUGAAGCAGCAGGAUCAUCCCCAACACUCGCAUCAGCACGUACUAUCCUCCAUGCCUCAGCGCGUAGGGCUGUCUUGGUUGGACCUCUCAACGGGCGACUUCUUUACCCAGCUCACCACGGCCCAGAUGCUCCCAUCUGCGAUUGCGAGGAUAGGUGCUCGAGAAAUUCUCGUGGAUCAGAACGUGCGCGAUCUCGUCGGCCAGGAGCUGCAGCUGCUGGUUGGCCAUGAUCAUCGACUUGUGACUUUCUUCGGGUUUCCAGACACGGUUGCGCCGAUGUCUGAAUGGAAGCCAAUGUUGGAAGCCCCGGUCCCGGAAGACGUUCAGGCGUCCUUUGCUGCAGAAGAAGUGGCCGCCGGCUACAGUCUACUGGAGUACAUUCGCGAGCGAUUGCAAAGUUCGAGCUUGAAACUUCAACCUCCUCGUCGCCGGCAUUUGGAUGAGUCAAUGAGUAUCGAUCGGAAUAGCUUGCGAGGGCUGGAAAUUCUGGAAACAGCGCGUGACGGCCUUGGGAAGGGCAGCCUUCUCCAUGCGGUACGCAGAACUUCGACAAAGAGCGGAGCCCGUCUACUCCGAGACCGACUCAGUAUGGAAUUACUUCACCCAGACUUUUUAUCUAUCAUCACUAACAACUAUCGUGCAGCGUCUCCAUCUACAUCUCUGCAGAUUAUCAACGAGCGACUCGAUCUUGUUUCCGUAUUUGUUAAAGACGAGGACCUCCGGGAAAAUACGGUCCGGCUGUUGAAACGCAGCUAUGACGCCCAGCGCUUGGUGCAGAAAUUUGCGCUCGGUAAAGGUGAAGCCGACGACUUGGUCUGUCUCUCCCGCGCCAUCGAGGCGUCCAAGGAGGUCAGACAACUCCUCUCUAGUCAUUACCAGCGCCACUCCUCUGCUCAAGCGCUUGAUGCCCACCAUAGCCUCGAACUCAUGAUCGGUCGACUUCAGCUCGACGGACCGACUGCGCUGGCAGAACAGAUCCUUGCGGCCAUUGAUGAAGAAGGGCUUCUGCAGAAGCAACGCAUUGAAGACGACACCGCCUCAGAGGCAGCGAGUCUGGCGCAAGAUGUUGCUAUGAGCGAGGGCACAUCUGACGAGCUUGGGAGCUUGCCUAAAAAAGUGAGGUCCAAAACCAAUACCCAAACUGCAGCGACAGAUGCAGGUUCCGGGUCUAUCGAUACGUGGAUCAUGAGGCGCGAUGCCAGCAAAAACCUGAACUCCCUUCAUAGAUCAUUAGAGCGGCUCUUCACUGAGAAAGACGAGCUGACUCAACGUCUCCGUGAUUCCGUGAGCUCAUCGCAGUUGAAUCUCAAAUGGACAGCAGGUCUCGGGUAUAUCUGCCACCUCAAAAGUGCCAAAAUAUCGCAGAAAAAACUGGAAGGAUUGGGGGUUACACGAAACGUCUCGUCAACAAAGUCGACUCGGUCAUUCUACCUCCCAGAUUGGACCACCCUGGGAACCCAGAUGGACCAUGUCAAGCUUCAGAUUCGGAAAGAAGAACAGACCAUCUUCGAGGCCUUGCGGAAGAAAGUUAUUAUGAAUUUGGUCAAAAUCCGGCGUAAUGCAGCGGUCAUGGAUGAACUGGAUGUUGCAUGCUCCUUUGCCACGUUGGCCCAGGAGCAGCAAAUGGUGCGGCCGAUUCUCAAUGAAGGAACCAGCCACAGGAUCGUUGGAGGCAGGCAUCCAACCGUCAAGCUCGGACUUGAGGAGCAAGGGCGCUCGUUUGUGAGCAACGACUGCUUCCUGGGUGACGCAGAAGGCAUCUGGCUCAUCACCGGACCAAACAUGGCCGGCAAAAGUACGUUCCUGCGGCAGAACGCACUGAUCACGAUUCUAGCUCAGGUCGGUUCAUUCGUCCCUGCAGCAUACGCGGAGAUCGGGAUCGUCGACCAAAUCUUCAGCCGCAUCGGCGCAGCAGACGAUCUCUUCCGUGACCAGUCGACGUUCAUGGUCGAGAUGCUUGAAACGGCAGCCAUUCUCAAGCAAGCCACACCGCGGUCCUUUGUGAUCAUGGACGAAGUGGGCCGGGGCACCACACCUGAGGAUGGCACCGCGCUCAGCUUUGCUUGUCUGCAUCACUUGCACUACCAGAACCAGUGUCGCACGCUCUUUGCGACGCACUUCCAUGCCCUGGCGGAGAUGACUGGGUCGUUCGAGAAAUUGGGCAGGUACUGUACAGAUGUCAAGGAGAUGUCAUCAGGGUCAUUCUCGUUUGUUCAUCGAUUGCGCAAGGGCGUCAAUCGCCAAUCCCACGCUUUCAAGGUUGCACAGCUGGCUGGCUUACCUGCGGAAACGCUCAAGCUGGCGACUCGUGUUCGGAAGGAGAUGCACAUCGUGACACCGCCCGUGGAUCAAGGCAUUCCCCAAGUUGUUUAG